Fonsecaea multimorphosa CBS 102226 is the source of this 1788-nucleotide messenger RNA. RefSeq lists its product as uncharacterized. Gene Ontology annotation, cellular component: U4/U6 x U5 tri-snRNP complex. The transcript has a single exon. NCBI's taxonomy places the organism in Eukaryota, Fungi, Ascomycota, Eurotiomycetes, Chaetothyriales, Herpotrichiellaceae. The coding region runs from base 1 to 1788 and encodes 595 amino acids. Gene Ontology annotation, biological process: mRNA splicing, via spliceosome. The record is from RefSeq and is a predicted model, not a curated record.
AUGGCAGACAGAGCGAGCAAUAUGCUGAAAAGGCUUCACCCGGAAGACGAUGAACUCGAGAGCCAGAAACGGGCCAGAUCCAACAAUGGCUCUCCUCGUCCCACCACUCCGGCUACCGCCGCCGCCUCUGCGCAAAUGGGGACAAAGCCAGACGCCGAUGCGAUAGUAGCUCGUGCUAAGGCUGCGGCUGCAGCCAAGGCGGCCGAGUUGAAAGCGAAAUUGGCAGCCAUGAAGAGCGGCGGAUCGAUCGCAUCACCUGCAAUGACAGCGAGUGCAUCGCCGACCCCAAAUCUGAGUACAGCCGACAGGAUUGCUCAGAUGAGGGCUCGUGUGGCAGCAGCGACCGGCCGAGCGGCAGCACAGACUCAGCAAAAGCCAUCGACAAACUUCACUGCGCCAGCCUACAAUGAUGACAUGUCGAAAGCACGAGGAGGGCUGAACAUUGGUAUACACCCUGAUUUGCUGGCUGAUGCGCAGCAAGACGCGCAGAGAAGCAAGGGGCGAACACCGCAGCCGAAGUUCCCAUCUGCCAUGGGAAAUCGAAGAACAGAGUCACCCGCUCCAGUGCAGCAAAAGGCACAGUUGGAUCUCUCGGGCCCUUCGUUGGAAGAACUCAAGGAUAACCCAUACUUUGAUGCGAGUCUGGGUUCCCGAAAUGUGGUGCCUAAAGCUCGGCAUUCUCGACAGUUAGUCUUCAACCAGAAGGGCAAAUAUAUCCAACAAGCGGCAGCACUCCGACGUCAAGCGCAGUUGGAAGCUAUGAAGAAGAAAAUCGCGGAGCGCGCAAGGCAAGCCGGAUUGGAAGAAGAUCUCGAUACCGACAAGGCAUUCCUCGUCCCUCCGCCCCCUGACCUAGAAUGGUGGGACGAAGGCCUCGUGAACGGCAAAUCUUACGAUGCCAUCUCCGACCCUGCAAACCUGAAGAUCGAUACACCGGAUAGCAUCAUCACGGUCUACAUACAACACCCAGUGCUCAUCGAGCCACCACAGAAGAAGAACAACCCUCCGCCCAAACCCAUGUAUCUCACCUCGAAGGAACAAGCCAAACUCCGCCGCCAGCGACGCAUGGCCGAUCUCAAGGAAGAACAAGCCAAGAUCCGACUUGGUCUCGUCCCGCCUCCUCCACCAAAGGUGAAAAAGAGCAACUUGAUGCGCGUCCUCGGCGAGGAAGCCGUCAAAGACCCCACGGCCGUCGAAGCCCGGGUGAACAGGGAGAUUGCUGAACGGGCGCAAAAGGCCGAAGAAGCCAACCUGGCCCGCAAACUCACCAAGGAACAACGCGCCGAAAAGCUCGCAAAGCAGCAAGCCGAAGACGCCAACCGCGGGAUCCACAUGCGCGUCUGGAAGAUCGACUCCCUCGCAAACGGCAAACACCGGUACCAGGUCUCGGUCAACGCGGACCAGAACGCCCUCACAGGCGUGGUCAUCAUGCACCCGAAGAUGAACCUCGUGGUGGUCGAAGGCGGCGAGCACAGCAUCCGGAACUACGAAAAGCUGAUGCAAAACCGCAUCCGCUGGACCGAGAUGGAAGCGCCCCGUUCCGUGGCACAGGGGAACCGCGAGGCCCUCGCCAAAUGGCUCGAGGCCGAGGACGAGAACGGCGAACUCAAGGAUCUGAGCCUGAAUAAGUGCGAGUUGAUCUUCAAGGGCGAGGAAAAGCAGCGGAAUUUCAAGAGGUGGUUGGGCGCCCGGGUGUGCGAGACCGACGCCCAGGCCAAGGAUGUGUUGAGCAGAGCCAAGAUGGACAACUUUUGGGCUUUGGCGAAGACUUUCAAGAAGGAGGUCUGA